Paramecium octaurelia is the source of this 7341-nucleotide messenger RNA. The record is from the annotation of a GenBank genome assembly. Lineage: Eukaryota; Ciliophora; Oligohymenophorea; Peniculida; Parameciidae.
AUGUAAACAAAGUCCAAUGAUUUCCGAGUAAAGACAUCAAGACAAAUAUCAAAACGUCCUUUCUAGUAGACAUCCUAGUAAGGUAUUCAAGCAGUUUCGUAACAAAGUAGUUUAUUCUUUGAAUAUUAGCAUUGAAAAAGAAACUUUCUCCAAUAAGAUUAAAUAAAUAUAAUGUAUUUAUGGAUUGUUUAAAUGACUUGACAUAACAAAAGUUUGAGAAAUGCCAAUCAAGAAUAUUAUUUUAGCAAAUUGAAGAGAAGGUUAAGAAAAAUCAAUUGCUAUGCAUUUUAUUCAUCUAGAAUGUUAGCGUGUAUAAUAAAUAUGAUUUACCAAACAAUAAAGUAUAUAUAUGACUAAUUCAGAUUCCACCAAAAUUUUCAUGGGAAGCUAUAUAUCGAGGGAAGACAUUGAUUUUGACAACUCCACAUUAAUAUACCAAAACCUGUCAUGGAAUAGUUGAUUUUAUGUUUAAAUCGAAUGCCAAAUAUCCAUUAAAACUAAAAUUAUUGAAAGUAAAGAAUUAUGAAGAACAAUACAUUGGAGAGAUAGAUUUGUCAGUUUCAGAUUUUGUUGAUUUUGAAGUUGUAUAAGAAUAUUAAGGAAAAAUGAUUAAAGAAACUUUUGUAUAGAAAGAGAUGUUUAAAGUAUAUAAUGAUUAAUCAGCAUCAAUUGGAUAGGUUAGUUUGAAAAUCAUACAAUUUUGCUCUUCCAGCGUUCCUUCAAGUAUUAAAUUAAUUAAUUGAAGAUAAAUCAUCUAAUAUUCCAGGAUCACCAAAAACAUUAGAAUAAAGAAAGAAGCAUUAACAAAUAGAGGAAGGAAAAGCAAAAGGAUUUGAUUGGGGAAGUAGUAAGGAUGAAGAAAUAAUUAUCUAAUUGAUUUUAGAAUGCCAAAAGGAAAUGGCAGCAAAAGUCAACUAAAAUCUUGAGGAAGUCGUAGAGAAAAUCAGAUGUAAAUAUUGGUCUAAUGAAUGCUAGAAAUGGAGAAUACGCUUUGUGGAUUAUUAAAAGAAAGUUGCUUUGCUCCAGACAUUAUGGGAAGAAGAAAUGUUUUGACUAGAAUAAAGAGAAUAAGAGAAGUAUUGGAUAAUCAGAUCUCUGGUCUAUUAAAACAAUCAGAUCCUGCUUAUUUGGAAAUGCUUGUUUAAUUAAGAUUAACUACAAAAUAGGGAAGAAUAAAAAAAACAGACAUUGAAUCUGCGCUUUUCCAUUUUGGUUGUGAAGCAGCUAAACUAUUAAUAUUGACAGUUGAUGAUUUUGGAAUGUGUUUAGUAGAUUAUAUGUUGGAUUCUGACUCAUUGCCAGAAAUAUUAUAUUUCUUUAAUUAAUUAGGUUUAAAUGAAGAUGUCCAAUUGGAAAUAUUUGCGUAAUCAUUAUUUCAAAAUAUUAAAGAAAGACUAAGAAAAAAUCAUUACUUGAAAGCUCUAGCAUAUUUUAUUAAUGCUUUGCAAAUGUAUCCAAAUAUUGGUUUGAUCAUUGCCUAAUACGCUAUAAAUCCUGAAAAUUCAUAAAUUAUGUCUCCUUUUCUUUUGGAGUUCAAUAUUUAGGAUUAUUAGCAUGUGAUAGUGUUAUCUAAAUUAAGAAAAUUAUGCAAAAAAUUCUUAAAUCCAGAAUUGCCAUUUAUGUAAUCUAUGGAAGAACAAUAUCGUAAAGCAAAAUAAGAAACAUAUUUCAAAAUUCCUAUUCUGCCAAAGAAAGUAGAAACAUAAGAGAAAUUUGAUUUGUUACAAUUGCCAGAAUUGUAAUAGAAUAUAUUCCAUGAGAUUGUAAGGAGAAAGAGAUGGAAUUUAUUUGCAAGAUCUUGGAAGCAAUUCGAACAAUUUGUUUAUUAACAAGAUCAUUAAGGAAUUUCUCCUAUGAUGAUGUUUUUAGAAAAUGCACCAUUAGAUUAGAUACUGAAUUUAGACUCUCUUCAAAAUUAAACCUCAUUAAGUGGUUAAACAUCAUUGCACUUUUUGAUUAUGAAUCCUGAUGUAUCUGUUAAUUCAUUAUAAGCCUGUAUUAAUAAGUUUAAUAUGUUGAAUGAUAAAGUUUGGCUUGGAUUUACACCUCUUGCAUUAUUUUUGGAUAGAUUAGUAUAUAAAUAGAAGAAACAUAAGAGUAGAAUUAUAAAAGAAUUGAAGGCUGCUCAAGAGACCAAUACUAAUAAAGGUGUUCAAGUAUUGGAAAUUUUAAGUCUAUCCGCAAUUAAUCUUGUUAAGCAUUUCAAUUUUAGUAAGUAUUUAUUGUAUUGUUAAAAUGUCAGAAAAGAUAAUUUCUUUGAGGAUUUCAAAAAAGAGAAGUUUAAAAAACCAUUUUAAUUGUAAUAGUAGAAAAAUAAGUAAAUUAUUGAAUGGGAUGUUUUUUAUUAUUAACACUCUGUUCCAGCCAUGAUUUUGUGUAAAUUGGAUGAAUCAAUUCAAGAAUUAAUAUGGCAAUAAUUUGAUUGGAUAAAUUGGCUAUGUAGUAAAUAGAAUUAUCCCUAUGAAACAUAUUACAAUUAAACAUUAAUGGUUUCAAUAGCCAAAACUACUUAAACUCAAUAUAUAUAUCAAUAUCUAACCAAAGAUGUCUAAAUUACAUAUAAAGAUAACGAUCACUUUAGUGGUGAUAAAAAUAACACAUUUGAUUUCUUACCAAUCUUCUAAUCUAUUUAUUAAAUAGCUGAAAUAACCACAAAACUAAAAGACGAUAUACAAAAGAAAUAUAAAGGAAUUCAAGAUAUCAAUAAAAAGAAGGAUGAUGAAGAGGAAACUCCAAAGAAAAAAAUAAAAUUGAUGUAUCAAAAUCUUGGCUAAUAAAAAUAUUAAUAAGUAUUGGAUUAAUUAAUGCAAGAAUAACAAUCUACGGAAGGAAUGUUAUAAAAUAACUUUAAAUAUUAAGGUGUUGUUAAUGAUUUAAUGGUUGCCAAAGGUCUCAACUUUGGAAAACUCUUUAGAAAAGCAUAUGAUUCAAAAUUCCAUGAUAUGUUAAAUUUCGUAGACAUAUUAUUAAAAGCAUUAUAUCACAAUAAUAUGUCAGCUGCUCAUUUGGCCUUAUUCUUUGCUUAAUUAAGAAUGAACAAGAGUUAAAGAGUAGCUUAAUUGAAGGCCAAUCAAUAAAUAUAUUUGCAAUCAUUAAAUACACAUUGGUGUAUUGAAUUAGAUUUUGCAUAAUUCUAGGCUAUGAUUAAUGAUAUCAAAGACAUCUGUUAAUAAAAUGAAGUCAACUAUGUGAUUUUGAUCUUAGCGAUGAAUGGAAGAUUCAAUAAACUUAAAUUAAUCCACGAUAGAAUGACCAAUCAAAAUUAUAUUAUUUAAGCAUUACCCAUAGCAGCUCAUCAAAUCAACACUGUUAGAAAUGCCCUUUAUUACGAGAGUUUAAAUAAACUAUUAUAAGAAUGUGAUGUUAAGAGACUCUACCCUGAAGACAAUCUAGAUUUCUUCAAACCUCCAAAAGAAAAGGAAAAGCCAAAGCCAGAUCCCAAGAAGCCUUUUGAUAAAGCAAAACCAGUAUUUUAAAAGUGGAUUAUCGUUUAAGGAGUGCUAGUAUAUAUUUUAAUUAUUAAUAAAGACAACUUAAUUAUAAUAGAUAUAUAAAUAUGCCGCCAAUAGUUACUAGAGAGUUAAGUCAGAAUUUUCCAUUUUAGCUAAACAAUACUAAUAAUUAUGGUACUAGGAAUACUCAUAUAAAUUAAGAAGAUUAUUCCCAAGAUAAAAUUUUAGAUCUGUCUUUUAUUCCUCAAAGUAGAAAGAAUCCGAUUUUGUCAAAACUAUAGAGUUAUUAAUUGAAAAAGUACUCUAAUUAAAAUUGACACCUUCAGAUGAUUUCUUCAAUUAUGUCCAUGUUCAUGAUAAGUUUUCUGAAUUGUUAUCCUAAUCUCCUAAUUAGAACAUUUGCAUUGUUUAAGCAUUUAAAUCUAUGAUCAAUCUCUUCAAAUAUGAGUAGUCAAAUGAAGUACUAUCAAGAUGUAUCAAUUUUUUAAAGAAAUACUUAAAUUCCAAAAUAUUUAAAGAUUUGAAUGAGCCAGACACAUUUAAUAGAGAAAGUCAAUUAAUAACAAAUUACUUAUCAAAAAGCGAUCCAUCAUCAACUCAAUGUAAAUUCGCUUGUGAAGUCUUAAUUCUAAUGGACCAAAACUUUACAACAUAAGAAUUCGAGACACUCAAUUUAAUCUAAUAACCUUAAUAAUUAGCUAGUUUAUUGCUAAAGUACAAGACAUUAGAAAAAAGAACCUUGGGUUUUAUUUAAAAAUAUUUAAAUUCUAGCAACAAUUAAGCUAAGUAAGCCUUACCUUUUAAUGAAUCAAACAUGAGAUAUAUUGUAGAUUUGGCAAAGUAAGGUAUUAAUUUGAUAAAUGAAAAUGCUCUGGAAUUCUUUAUUACAAAAGGAUUGUUCACUUAUUUAAAGGAUUACUUCUUAAGUUCAUUGAAACCUAAGGGAAUGCUAAAUGACGAUCAAAAGUAGUUUUAUUUGGGAUUCGCAUUUUCAAGUGGAUCUUAAGAGACAAUUUAAUUGUGUUUAGAAGAUUUGUGUAGUCUAAAGAGUAGUGAAUUAAAGCAAUAUAUGUUGGAAGGCAAUUUAUUGGCUCGAGCAAUUGCAAAAGGGUCUUAGGAGACAUUAUUAUACAUAACUAGGAAGAUAAUGAAAUAGUUGACUUUCAAUGGCAAAGAGAUUUUAAAGUUAUUGCUAAUUUCAGAUAAUAUUGCUGAGCCUUUUUAAUUGGAUAAAUAAAAGAGAUCUUUAUUCACAACUAUAUUCUUGUUGAAUUAUGAUAUUUUUUAUAAGGAGUUUUUUGUUGAUUAUCUCUAGAAGAUUCUACCUUAAGAUUAUAAAAAUAUCAUGAUAAAGAUAUUAAAUGCUACAGUGUGUAAAUUAGAUGAAAAUAAUAGUUGGACUAUAUUCUAAUUAGCUAUUAAUUGUGGAUUCUUUGAUGUAAUAUAGACAGUGUUAUAGUUGAAUAUAAAUAUUGAUGCCUAACAUUUGAAGGAUAUCUCAAUAAGUAAUUUACCAUAAAGAUGGUUAUUUUAGACUCCUUAAUAAUUAGAAAAUUUAUUAAAAUAAGAACAUUACAAAUAAUUAUAUAAAUAAUCAGCUUUAAGGUUGUAUAGGAUUUGUAAAUAUCAUUUAUGCAGAUAAGAGAAAUUAAAAGAGUUGGAGAUCUGCUUAAAUUUAGCUCCUUUGUAUAAUAAGGUUGGUCUAUUAUUAUAGAGUCAUGACCCAAUCAUUAAUAUUAUUAUGAAUCAACAGAUAGAUCCAGCAAAAUAACCUUUGAUUUAUCUAUUAAAAUUGCAUUUGGAUUAGGUCGAUAAAGCCAAUUCAUUCAUAUUGGUGGAAAGUUUUUGUGAUAAACAUCCUUAAAUAACUCAUGAUAAGAUAUAUACACAAUUGAUCAAAAAUAGGGAGGCAUAUGAAUUAUUAAGAAUUUAUUACCCGGAAUAAAAUGAACCUGGAAAUGCUAACUUUGAUUUUGACCUCCCAUAUGGUGAUAAUAUUGUGAAGGAAUACUUGUUAAUACAAGAUCCUCAUCAAUUUCUAAGAUUUAUUACAACAAAUUAAUAAUUAGUAUUUUCACUCAGAGUUUUGUAUGAUAAAAAUGAUGAUUUGGAUAAAUUCCACAAUUCAUUAGUCGAACCACAACAUAUUAUUAUUUGUGGUUUACUAUUAUUAAUUUUGAACCCCAACAAACAUUCAGAAGUUGUCCAUAAUAAAUUUAAAUAGGCAUUUGAAUUAAGAGAUGAUCCAUCUGCCUCUUAGGUGACUAAUAUCUUCAGAGGUAUAUUGAGGUACUUUGAAACAAUAGAACGAGCAUUUGUAUUCUUUUUCUCCUUAAUCCAAUCGUUAUUGAAUAAUCAAAUAUAUCAUCAACUCAUCUAAAUUAAACCUAUAGGAGAUAUGAAUAAUUAAAUUAGUUCUGAAAAACAAUUCUUGGAAGAUAUUAAAGAUGCUCUCAUCUAUGAUACUUUUACAUUGCAGGAUAAUGUUUGGGGAUAGAUUUUGGGACAAAGUACAAAAGUAUCACAUGCACUCCAAUCUGACAAAUGGUUCCAAGGAGUAUUAUUUUUAAUUCUAUUUUUAGUUAUGUUUAAUCAAGUCAUUAUUACAUGUAUGUUAUUAAGCAGAAUCUAUAAUCCAUGAAAUUCAAACGCUUAGCAAAAUAGAUGAUUAUAUUUCAAGUGACUUUUGGGGAGUUCAAACUGCCAAUAUAGAAAUCAGAGCAGAAUUGCAUCCAGCAGAAUAGAUUGCUUAACAUAAAGUUAUUGUUUUUAAGCAAUCUGAAAAUAAUACUUGGAAAAUCAAGUAUCCUUUAGGAAUGGUCAAAGGUAAUAUUUAAUUUUAAAUAUUAGAUACUUCACUUAUUUAUCCUUCCAUAUUAUCCUCACAAAAAGGAACUGAAUAUGCAAAAAAUUAAUUAAUUUAACAGGUUUAUGAACAAACUAAAUAUGAUAUAUUGCCGAAAAUUGAAAACUUCACUUUUGAUGGCUAUUCUCAUGAGAAUAUUUAACAAUUAAUCAAGGAGACGCAUGAAAAUAUUGGUAUAGCAGCAAACUCUUACUCAUUUUAAGGAGAUGGAAUUUAAUAUAAUGGAAAAUAAUUGACAUCAAAUUAUUAAACAAGGAGAAAAAAUAAGAAAGAACUUAUUAUGAUUCCAAUCACUAAUCAAAUAAUCAUUUAAGUUGUUUCUAAAGAUGAAUUUAUAAGAAGAGAAAAAUAUUCCUUUUUAUUUAACCAGAUUAUUGAAGAUACAUAAACGAAAUAUUGGACAUUUUUUAUUGAUAAAGAAUAUGUUUCAUCAAUUAAAGAUGAUUAAAUUAUUAUGGAAUUAUAUGAAAUGACUAAAGAUAGAUUAGGAUAUCAUGUUCAAUUCUAAUCAUUUGUUGAAUGUUACUACAGCAAAUUAGCUAAUGGACUUGAAAAGGCAACAAAAAAAUGUAUUCAUAAAACCAAUAUUCUUAGCCAUUUCGCCUAAAUUAUGCGUUGAUAUAGGUCUUUAAUGGGACAUGUUGACAAAAGUAAUUAAACACAUAGUUUCUUACUUAAAAUUCACAGACAACAUUUGCUUUGAAAUGGCUGAAAUCGAUCAAAGAAAAGUAACAAUUUCUCAUCAUCUUAGUCAAUUAAUAUUAAAUUAGAAGGUUUUGAUUCUAUAUUUAGAUUUGGUUAAGCUGAGCUUUCAGUGUCAAAUAAUGUUUUAGUUGUCAAAUUAAAUAUUGCCAUGAUGUCAAAUGGAAACUUUUAACAAUUAUUGUAAACACAAAAUAGAUCCAAACUAAACAACAGCGAAAUCAAGGAAUCUAUCGAUAUUUAGGUAUCAUUAUUAUCAUAUAUCUAAAUUAGUAAUAUUUAUUGUCUAUUUUUAAUGAAUAAUAAUUGUCACAAUUAUGA